AUGACUCCUUCUUCAGUAUCCCUCUCUAUCCUCCUCGUUGCUGCCCUCUUUUCUCAAGCCUCUUCAGGUCCAUAUGGUGCUGACACCACUGUGUGUUGCUUCAGCUACACUCUACGGAAGCUCCCCCAGAAUCAUGUGAAGGAGUAUUUCUACACCAGCAGCAAGUGUCCACAGCCAGCAGUUGUGUUCGUCACCAGGAAGGACCGGCAGCUCUGUGCUAAUCCUGAUGCCAGGUGGGUGAAGGAAUAUGUGAACUUCCUGGAGCUUCAGUGAGGACUGGGAGYGGAGAGAAGCCCAUCGCUGAAAGUCCUACAAGAUUAUCCAGCAAAAUCAUCUCUCAGGCCUAGAAAUGCUGCUGCUGAGCACUAAGGCCAAAAGCCACCUCAGUGCCAUUGAAGUUCCUUUUGUCCUGCCAAGACAUGGUUUCUCCAYUGCAAUUCAGCCACCCGUAUGGGCAGCUGCAAUGCUGGGGACCUCCUGGCCRUGCAGAGCCACUUUGUCAGCCUGUUGUGUGACCUGGGGUGAAACUCUGUCCCUUCCUUGUGCUUCUGAUGCCACAAGGGGAGAGGAACGUUUAUCUUGAAAACUAUUUGUGAAAAGUGGCUUGUUAAAGUUAGAUAGGAACGCUGUUACGUGAAGCCAGACUGACAUCGCAGUCAGCAGCUAAAUUUCACCACGUGUGAUAGAUGCUGUCAGCGAGGUCUGUGCCUUCAAUGGAGGAAUUGCUACGCUGACUGUUCACUAGAUUUGUGCUCUGGAACCGCCUUGUUCAGCCUUGUUGUCCAAAUGUUGUCUCUUGCUGGUGCCGUAGAAUAAAGAUUACCAUCUCUCU
Molecule: messenger RNA, 832 nt
Organism: Nothoprocta perdicaria
Lineage: Eukaryota; Metazoa; Chordata; Aves; Tinamiformes; Tinamidae
Product: C-C motif chemokine 5-like
Exons: 3
Coding region: 1-273 (90 amino acids)
Biological process (GO): lymphocyte chemotaxis; cellular response to interleukin-1; cellular response to type II interferon
Cellular component (GO): extracellular region
Molecular function (GO): chemokine activity; CCR chemokine receptor binding
Source: RefSeq, a predicted model, not a curated record